Messenger RNA from Microsporum canis CBS 113480, 1404 nucleotides. RefSeq lists its product as hypothetical. The transcript is spliced from 2 exons. NCBI's taxonomy places the organism in Eukaryota, Fungi, Ascomycota, Eurotiomycetes, Onygenales, Arthrodermataceae. The record is from RefSeq and is a predicted model, not a curated record. Bases 1 to 1404 code for a protein of 467 amino acids.
AUGACGACCACCCCGCCGCCGUCGUCUGCCAUCCGGACUCCUCCCACUCCUCGCUAUGGCCCUCGGUAUGAUACAUACGAGCCAUACUCUCCUCGCCGUUCUAAACGCAUUGCAGACCAGCAACACUUGCUUAGUGACUCUGCUGCAGCUCUAGACGCGAGUGCCAAUGAGCUCUUUAAAGAACACAACUUAAGACGCGACCAGGAGCUACGCCAGCUUGGCGUCAGUGACAGAGCAACCUUUUCUCCUCCACAGUCACAACACAAUUCUCCUAAGCGAAAAAGUGAAAGACAAAACAUGAACACCCGUUCCUCCCUUUCACCUCAGCCAAAGAACAGAGUCAAACCUGAUCCUGCUUCUUCUUCACAUCCUCCUUCCAAGAGCACUAUGAAUACCAAUAUCAACAACAGCUUAGCUGCCAACGGGAUGCUUCCUACGCCAGCGAAAACUCCUCGAAAGAAAAAGAUCGAAGAUCUCGGAUCUACAGCUCGUACCUUGUUCCCUAGUAGUUCCAAGUCAGAAGACCUGGGCACCAUGGUACCAAAACGCUCAAGAAGCAAGAAGUAUAGUGGCUUCUCACUUGAAAGCUUCGAGGCCGAUCCUCAGCGGGCAAACCAACAGCCAAUAUCUAUUUUCACUGACUCCAGAGAUCGCAUUCCCCAAGUGAACAAUAGCUUGGACAACCCUUUCCGAAGCAAAUCUGCUGAUCCUGAGCCAUCAUCCUCAAAACUUUUGUCAGACAGUACCAAACGCAGGAAAGUCGAGGAUAAUAGCUAUAAACGGGACAAGAAUGUGGAUAAAGCCAUACGUCGAGACGAUGGGCUACUCUAUGUUUUCCGAGGAAAGAAAAUAUUCCGCAAAUUCAAGCCGGAGACAGAGGAGGAUGAGGAAGAUGACGAUGACUUGGGUCUUUUGGCAUCUCGCAGCGAACUCACCAAUGAGUCCAAACCCCGCAUUCGGCCUCUGACUCGUUCAUCUAUCAAACCUCGUGUUCUGUUCCCUGAAGCUACCGCUGCUUAUAACCGUGAGGAAGAAAAAGAGCCCAGCACCCCUUCAACUAUCGUUGAAGUGGAGAAAGAGCAGACAGAUAUUAUCAGCCAUCCAGUCAUCGCUAGCACGGAGGUAGAAUCAUCGGACAAUCCAAUUACGCCUCAAGAACAGACUACCAAUCCUAAAACCCCUUCCUCCCCAACCGCUACCGGACGCUCCCUCCGUUCUCACACCAUUAGGGCAGGCUCUGACCCCGAAGCCGAACGCCGUGACCCCGAGACUCCAGCUGCAAAGCGCUUCAGUCCAUUUGACAGAUGGUGGAGAGGCAAAUCCCACACCACUCCCACAAAGACGAAGAAGAGAGGCAUUGACGGCCAAUCUGGCCCUGCCUCGAAGAAGUCUCGCAGCCACUAA